Trichogramma pretiosum is the source of this 2587-nucleotide messenger RNA. Its product is annotated as armadillo repeat-containing protein 1-like. Lineage: Eukaryota; Metazoa; Arthropoda; Insecta; Hymenoptera; Trichogrammatidae. Bases 565 to 1380 code for a protein of 271 amino acids. The transcript is spliced from 4 exons. The record is from RefSeq and is a predicted model, not a curated record.
CCGAUAGCGUGCUCCUCCUCAUUGCGAACGAGGCUUAAAGCAGCUGGACUGCUGCUGUUGCGUUUCGCGAAUGUUAGUGUGUAUCCUCCCCUCGCUUUCUUUAUGUAUACCGUGAUGAUAUGUUUCACGCAGCAGAGAGCUAGCUGCUAGGCUGCACACAAGGCAAGAGGAGAUGCUCGAUGCAAUUUGCAAGUACAUAAGCAUGUUGUCUGCCAAUGAGGCAGUGUUACGAAAGACGACGACUACGAGAGUUUGCGAACAUAUGAGUAUUAUGUGGGAGCAGUACGUAUAAAGCGCAGUAAUAUAGGACGCAUCGGGAAUAAGAAAGAAGAAAGUUGGUGAACCGUUGUACACAGCAGCACACACGGACUUGAUUGUGACUUGAACUUUUUAUGAACAAAGUCGGAUAUUGCGCGCAGCACGUCCUAACGUUUGUGCAGACAGACCGAUGCUGCUGCACUGCGUUGGUAAUAGGCCCUGCAGAAGUGCGUAACGAGUAUAACAAAUACGUAUGUAAGCUCGAUUAUAAAUGUCAAGCGGUGCACAUUGAUAUUACACCUUGCAAUGGGGGAAGAGGUUGUAGACUCGGAUAAAUUGAGGCCAACCCUCGAGACUUAUAAAAAGCUCUCCAAGGAUGUGUCGAAUCACGAUACCAUUCUCAAGGAUAAAACUGUACUAUCCUACAUAGCCGUUGUAUUGGAGUAUCCAGACACGGAAGUCGUCGAGUUGGCCUUGGAGAUUCUCGAGACGUUCGUGAAAAACGUGGAAAAUUACGGACACAUAACUUCGACCUUUGGCGUUAGGGAGGCUUUGGAAGCAGUCAUCAACAAGUAUAACUUGGAUGAUCCCAAAUUAGCCAAGAGAGCCCAACAGAUUAAAGAUGACAUCGAACGCAUGAAGCCCCCAAUCUAUAACUUACGCAGUAGAAUAAGGAGGGUUGUUGAGCCUAAGAAACUCAAGACUCAUGUCAUUACUCUACACGUUACUGGACUGUUACCUGAAACAAGGACAGAAUUAGAAUAUACAUUAGUUAGGAUCGAAGGGUUGAUAUCACUGGUUGCAGAUGUUGAACACCAAAGAGUCACAAUGAGGACUCUUGCCAGUAUCACUCCUAAACAAAUAGCUGAAGCAAUUGAAGAUAAUAAUCCGACGAUGGAAGCAAGAUUAGUUACUAGAAAUAAGUACAAUCAAGAAUUUUUAGUGAAAUUGGUGAAAAGUGAUUCAGAUGAUACUGAUGACUUGCCAGAGUAUUUACCUGAUGAUGAUGAGCCUGAAGAAGAAAAAGAAGGCAUUAUAUCUUUAUUCACAGGUUUGAAGCAAAGUGCUUCGACACUGUAUAAAAGUACAGCAGAAUUUUUGAGUAAUUCAUUUUAUUGGUGAAACAUGAGUGUGUGUAAUCAUUAUCAUCAUAGCACAUUUGUCAUGUUUGUUAUUAAUUUUGCGCAUUUAAUUUUCUAAUGACAUCCUUCAAUGAGAUUUUUUUGUUUAAUUUGUAGAUAAUUAUAUUAAGAAUGUUUUUGUUGUACAGUAGGAACAAUUUUUCAUUCAAUUCCUUGAACAUUUUACCCUGCGCUUUUAACUCAAGCAGCAAUUGUACAUUUUUUUAACUUAUUUAAAACCAUUGAUCAUCCACAUCUAAGUUUAGCUUCUAAGUAAAUCUUUGGAUUAUUGAAUUUACAAUUGUAUUCAAUGUUGAAAAAUUCUACGUGUAAAUAAUCAUGCAUCGCAACAAUAUGAGAUUGUUUUGUAAAUCAAAAUACAUAUUAUAAAUCAGCCUUGAAAAAAUGAACUAUUGAAAAAUGAUAUUCAUCAAUUUAUUCUACUUAUCACUUACGAGGCUGUGGACAAAUAUUUUAUAUACACGUUAUCUUUUACAUUUUCAAGAAAAGAUUGACAAACUUUUAUUUUAAGAUGUUAUAAAAAUAACUAAUGAAAUAUGUUAUGAUAUAGUUAAAAUGAAUAUAGAUUAGGCUCAAUUGGUAACUUGAAAUUAAAGAACCAUUUUCAAAAGCCAUAUGACACUUAAAGAUGUUGCUUGAUGCUUGAAAAUCAAUAACAUGAAUAGAAUCAAUGAGAAUUUAGAAUUUAUUAAUUUGAAAAAUUGUAUAACUGUAAUAACAACUUCAAUUUUCACCAAAAAAAACUCUUGAAAGGUGGAACAAAAUGACGACAAAAAUUCUUUGAAACAACUAUUCAAAGAGGCAAACUUGAGUGAAAAAUUAUAGAAAAAAUCUAUAUGACAAUGUUAUAGUAAUUAGACUUAAAAAAUAUAUUAAAAGUUCUGUUCUAUGAAAGCUUGAUAUUUAUGUACUAUAGUAAAAUACAGUUGAAAAUUUGAAUCAACGAAAGCACUAAAAAUCGUGGCUAAGUGUAUAUUAUUUUUGUGUUGAUUAAAGUGCAAAAUAGACUAUGAAUAAAUUGUAAUAUAAAAAAAAGAGCAAUGGCUAAAGACUAAAUGGUGUAUUUAUUCGAAGCAUUCACUAGGCUCACUCACCUAUUUUGAAAAUGUAAGCUUCAAUGACGAUUUUUAUGUAACAUUAAAUGGUAUCUUCAUCCAUUAUAAAUAAAAGUAUACCAAAAUGAUUAA